Messenger RNA from Myotis brandtii (Brandt's bat), 1163 nucleotides. RefSeq names its product interleukin-32-like. NCBI's taxonomy places the organism in Eukaryota, Metazoa, Chordata, Mammalia, Chiroptera, Vespertilionidae. The transcript is spliced from 7 exons. Gene Ontology annotation, biological process: immune response. The coding region runs from base 427 to 948 and encodes 173 amino acids. The record is from RefSeq and is a predicted model, not a curated record.
CAGAGAUUCCCUGGUUCAGAGAGUGGAGGAGCCACCCUCAGAGUUUAGGGAUGUGCCCUCCCUUCCCAGAGUCCUUUGCCUCCCCCUUCCUGUCUUUCCUCCGUCUCUAUUUUUGUCUCAUCCCCUCCCCCCACUCCACACUGUCAGUCAGCCCUACUUUAUUCUCUAGGGCAGGUCACCUUCCCCCACCUCUCCUACCCCCCAGGCCCUCCUCUGCUGCUCUGAAAUCAGCUGACCUUCUGGUGCAGAAACCUUAGGAACUCUGCUAGCUCUGUGUUGGAAGGAUGUGGAAGAAGGUGAUUGGCUCAGUGGAGGCCUUAAAUGAGCUGCAACCAAAGGGAUUCUGGAGAAGAGGCUGCUCCUCUGAAACACUUCUCAUACCUGUUCCUCGCCAUCAAGCCACAGCCCUCUGAACCCUGAGCAACCAUGGGCUUCGCCAAGAUAUCCGAAGACGAUCGUGAGAAAAUGAGGAGUGAAAUGCACAAGGGUAUAGACAUAUUCUGUGAUCAACUCAAAUGCCAAGAUAUGGAGCAGGCCCACAGAGGCAUAGAACAGCUGAAGAACAACUUCAAUGAGGCCGCGCUUGAUAUUGUAUUUGCUCACUGUGAGAACAACCAGGAAUCUACUCCCUUACUUCCGGAGCAGCAGCAGGAACUGCGUAACAGGGUCCAUGGACAGAAACCGGGCCCGGAGCAGGACUCUGAGCCAGAAGGAUCGCCCAACCAAAGUCCAGGGGCCCAGAAGACUGGGAAGAGCUUUUGUGAAGAGGUACUGAGUUUGUUCCAAGAGAUGCUAAGUCAACUGCAGAAGACGUGGCUGGAUGUGCUGAACUGGGUGCAGGAGUCCCUUGUCAGCGUGGUGAAGUUCAUCUUGAGUCAGAUUAUGAAUUUCUGCUCCAUUGCGGCACAGUCCUUCUCAAGUUUAUUCCUGGUCCAAGGAGUCGCAUGAGGGCCUGGAGGAGCUCAGUCACACCUCCCAGCCCUUGGGUUCCCCCUUCUCAGAAAGAAUCUUCUAGAGUAACAUUUGCUUUCCUGCUCACCCUUGACCCAUCCUCGACAACCUCCCUCACUUCCACCCUGUUCACAGCCUCUCCAUCUAGCUUGCCUGGGUUUCGUUCUCUUGCUACAGCAUUUUAUUAAACGUUGGUUGGCCUGGGGAGGGGG